Aplosporella prunicola CBS 121167 is the source of this 1281-nucleotide messenger RNA. RefSeq lists its product as uncharacterized. The annotation marks the transcript as partial. The record is from RefSeq and is a predicted model, not a curated record. NCBI's taxonomy places the organism in Eukaryota, Fungi, Ascomycota, Dothideomycetes, Botryosphaeriales, Aplosporellaceae. The transcript has a single exon. Gene Ontology annotation, biological process: transcription by RNA polymerase II. Gene Ontology annotation, cellular component: nucleus.
UUUGUCGCCGACAUCCACGAGCGCCAGCCCGGCGACGUGAAACCUCCGUCUGCCCCGACCCGAAAGGCCACCUCCACCACCGGCUUUCCCGCCCACAAGAAGCGCACUCGUCCGUCUGCCUUUAAGCGCCAGCGCGACGCCGCUGCCACUACCAAUACAAACGUGCCGACUGUGCCGCUACCUCAGCCCAAGCCCUCGACUGCACCACAGCAUGGCGAAAGCUUCGACGAGGUCGAGCGUAGGCGCAUCGACGCCGAAAACAAUGAGAGACUGGCUGCCAUGUCGCCAGAGGAGAUUGAACAAGAGCGUCAAGAACUCUUCUCCGGCUUGAAUCCUGCGCUAAUCGAGAGGCUCCUCAAGAGAGCCAACCUCGACCAUGGCAGCAAUGAGACCUCUUUUGAGACCUCUUUCCCUACAACGACUGAUCCUCCACAGAAAGCCGAGACAGAAGACAACGAAACUAAGCCACCAAAACCAAAGAAGACUGUCGCUUUUGCAGAACCCGAAGAACCUUCUACAGAGCCUUCACCAACUGCACCCAAAGAUGCGCCAGAUGCCGACACCCCGCCCUCGCUCGCAGACCAACUGCCUCCCGCGCCGUCAGUCCACUGGCCGCGCCCACCAUCUCUCCCCGACCUCGACCCCUCCUCCCCCAACUUCCUCGCCGACCUGCACGACAAAUACUUCCCCGAGCUCGACGCCGACCCCAGCACCCUCGCCUGGGCAGCACCGCUCCCCACCCCCAACUCCACCGCAGACCGACAAUCGCCAUACCACCCAUCGCUGCGGGCCCUCGCGGCCAGCGACCUUCGCUUCGCCUUCAGCGGGGCGCUCAUCCCGCCUAGCGCCGCGCGCGACCUGCCCGUCACGCUGGGCCUGCACCACCACGGCGAGGCGCCCGAGGCCGCGGGCUACACGAUACCGGAGCUGGCGCUGCUGGCGCGCAGCAAGGUGCCCGCGCAGCGGUGCAUGGCGUACCAGACGCUGGGGCGGAUACUGUUCCGGCUGGGGCGCGGCGAGUUUGGCGUCGAGGGCACGAUCGAGGUCGAGGGCCCCGAUGCGAUCGAGGAGGGCCAUGCCGAGCGCGUCGCUGCUGCUGCUGAGGGCGAUGCGGCGGAGCUGGCACGCGGGCUGUGGGAUUGCGUCGAGGCGAAUCGCGUCGUCGAUACGCUUUCCGAGGAGGUUAAUCGCAUCAAUGGCCAUUUGACUGCCAAGGCGUUUGCGGAGGAGGCGCUGUGGAAUUGGCGCAAGGGCGGUGGGCGCAGGAGGAAGGCCGUGUAG